AUGACUUCAUUCGACUUCUCCUCGCUCAAGCUGGUCGACCUCAACCAGCCGAGCCUCUACAUUUCCGCGGCUGCAAUCGCGUUCAACCCCCUCUUCUGGAACAUUGUUGCUCGCCAAGAGUACAACAACAAGCUUCUCACCAAGCUCUUUGGCGGACGCUCGCAAACCGCCUGCUAUGCCCUCGCCGCUACCAUCUUCUCCCUCGGCCUCCUGCGCGACUUCCUCUACGAGCGCGCCCUGCGCGACCAGCCCGUAUACCCACUACUUGACACCCCCGAGGUGAAAUGGCUCGCUUACGGACUUUUCGCGAGCGGCAACCUCCUCGUGAUCUCGUCGACGUGGCAGCUCGGCAUCACCGGCACAUUCCUGGGUGAUUACUUCGGCAUCCUCAUGGACAGCAUCGUGACUGGCUUCCCCUUCAACAUCACUGACGCGCCCAUGUACAAUGGCUCCACCUGCUCGUUCCUCGGUACUGCUCUCUACUUUGGCAAGCCCGCCGGCAUCCUCUUGACCGCGUGGGUGUUCAUCGUCUACCAGAUCGCCCUGAGCUAUGAGAAUCCUUUCACGGCCGGCAUCUACGCCAAGCGUGACAAGGAACGGGCCGCCGGCAAGAUCGAGGGCAAGAAGUCGCAAUAA
Molecule: messenger RNA, 636 nt
Organism: Microdochium trichocladiopsis
Lineage: Eukaryota; Fungi; Ascomycota; Sordariomycetes; Xylariales; Microdochiaceae
Product: phospholipid methyltransferase
Exons: 4
Coding region: 1-636 (211 amino acids)
Biological process (GO): phosphatidylcholine biosynthetic process
Molecular function (GO): S-adenosylmethionine-dependent methyltransferase activity
Source: RefSeq, a predicted model, not a curated record